AAUGAAGAACUAUGUUGUUCCAAAGCUUGAGAAAAUUAUUGAUGAGGAGAAGAAAGUAACUCAUUCCUUAUUAAUGGAUGAUACAGAAAAGGCUAUUCUGGAACCUGCUAAAAUUAAGGUGAAGCUGAAAGCUGAGAAUGUUGACAUAUGUUACCCUCCGAUCUUCCAGAGUGGUGGGAAUUUCGAUCUUAGACCUAGUGCUACAAGCAAUGAUGACCAUUUGUACUAUGAUUCUGCCAGCGUGAUCAUAUGUGCAGUUGGAUCGCGGUACAACAGCUACUGUUCAAAUGUUGCCAGAUCAUUUCUUAUUGAUUCAACUUUGAAGCAGACCAAGGCUUAUGAGGUUCUUCUUAAAGCUCAUGAGGCAGCAAUUGGUGCAUUGAAGGCGGGAAACAAGCUUAGUGCCGUGUAUCAAGCAGCUCUUGCAGUAGUUGAGAGCAAUGCUCCAGAAUUGAUUAACAACCUAACAAAAUCUGCUGGGACUGGGAUUGGUCUCGAGUUCCGGGAGUCGGGGCUGAUCCUUAAUGCUAAGAAUGAUAAGGUGCUGAGGGAGGGAAUGAUUUUCAAUGUAUCACUAGGUUUCCAGAAUUUGCAAACUGAGACCAGCAAAGAAAAGAGUAGGAAUUUUUCACUUUUGUUGGCAGAUACAGUUAUUGUCACAAACGAUGGCCGUGAGGUGGUUACUCAGCUGAGCUCCAAAGCCUUGAAGGACGUAGCCUAUUCAUUCAAUGAAGAGGAGGAAGAGGAGGAGGAGGAGGGGGUUAAGGUGAAAACUGAGUCAAAUAGGAAGGAGGCAUUGUAUUCAAAGGCAACACUUAGAUCAAACAACCAAGAAGAGCUCCGGAGGCAGCACCAGGCAGAACUUGCCCGUCAGAAGAAUGAAGAAACUGCGCGUCGUCUUGCUGGUGGAGGGGCUUUAUCUGGGAACAAUAGGAGUGCUGCUAGGACCUCAACUGACCUUGUUGCCUAUAAGAGCAUUAAUGACCUACCACCUCCUAGGGAGAUGAUUAUUCAGGUUGACCAGAAGAAUGAAGCCAUUCUUCUACCUAUAUAUGGUACUAUGGUUCCUUUCCAUGUGGCUACUGUUAAGACUGUGUCGAGCCAGCAGGAUACCAACCGCAACUGCUACAUCCGUAUCAUUUUCAAUGUUCCUGGUGCCCCUUUUACACCUGUUGAUGCAAAUGCUUUGAAGAAUCAGGGUGCCAUUUACCUGAAGGAAGUUUCUUUUCGUUCUAAGGAUCCAAGGCACAUAAGUGAAGUAGUUCAGAUGAUUAAAACUCUAAGACGGAAUGUUAUGGCCAGGGAGUCUGAGAGAGCCGAAAGGGCAACUUUGGUGACUCAGGAAAAACUUGUACUUGCAGGGAAUAAAUUCAAGCCAGUUAGGCUCUCCGACUUAUGGAUUCGCCCCUCUUUUGGUGGUCGUGCAAGAAAGCUUCCAGGUACAUUGGAAGCUCAUGUCAAUGGUUUCCGGUACUCAACCUCAAGACCAGAUGAGCGGGUUGACAUCAUGUUUGGCAACAUCAAGCAUGCGUUUUUUCAGCCAGCAGAGAAGGAAAUGAUUACCCUUCUUCACGUCCAUCUACAUAACCACAUAAUGGUAGGAAACAAGAAAACCAAGGAUGUGCAGUUCUAUGUUGAGGUAAUGGAUGUGGUCCAGACACUUGGAGGUGGAAAGCGGUCUGCGUAUGACCCAGAUGAGAUUGAGGAAGAACAGAGAGAAAGAGAUCGAAAGAACAAAAUCAACAUGGACUUCCAAAAUUUUGUGAACCGGGUGAAUGAUAUG
Nicotiana tabacum (common tobacco) is the source of this 1783-nucleotide messenger RNA. Lineage: Eukaryota; Viridiplantae; Streptophyta; Magnoliopsida; Solanales; Solanaceae. The record is from RefSeq and is a predicted model, not a curated record.